UUACUGCUUUUUCGAUCAUUUCAGCUUCGAUGUCGAAAGGAAGGGAAAACAAUAGCGGAAGUAAUCGGCUGCCACACUGUUGAUUCAUGGAACGAGCAGCUCCAGUUGGCAAACGCGUCCAAGAAACUGGUGGUGGUGGAUUUCACAGCUUCAUGGUGCGGGCCAUGCCGUUUGAUUACACCAGUCCUGGUAGAGCUUGCUAAGAAGCUGCCUCAAGUCAUAUUCUUGAAGGUUGAUGUGGAUGAAUUGAAGACCGUGGCUCAGGAUUGGGCUAUCGAGGCAAUGCCAACUUUGAUCUUUCUGAAAGAAGGCACCAUAGUUGACAAGAUUGUGGGUGCUAGGAAAGAUGAACUGUAUCAGAAAAUAGCUUUGCAUUCUUCCGACUCGGUGCAGACGGCAUGAAUCGACGUUUAGUCGUACUCUAUGAAGUUUGAAGUUGUUUCUGGAACUAUGGUUUUACUUAAUAAAUAAUAAAUGAUGUCUGUCUGGGCAAAUAUUAAGUAACGUGCCGUUGUAUUUGCAUUUGGCUACUGUCUGCUUCCGACCUUGUUUAAAUUUGAGGUCUAUCUUAUAGUAAAGUUAGUCUAAUAUUUUCUGA
Durio zibethinus is the source of this 598-nucleotide messenger RNA. The record is from RefSeq and is a predicted model, not a curated record. Lineage: Eukaryota; Viridiplantae; Streptophyta; Magnoliopsida; Malvales; Malvaceae.